Molecule: messenger RNA, 780 nt
Organism: Fusarium vanettenii 77-13-4
Lineage: Eukaryota; Fungi; Ascomycota; Sordariomycetes; Hypocreales; Nectriaceae
Exons: 4
Coding region: 1-780 (259 amino acids)
Cellular component (GO): cytoskeleton
Molecular function (GO): actin filament binding
Source: RefSeq, a predicted model, not a curated record
AUGUCUUCAACUUCUACCGUCGGGCCACCACACUUCAACUCGUUUGAGAAACAACGACGAUGGAUGCUUGAACAUCUGGCUGGUGCCUUCAGAGUCUUUGCCCGUAAGGGCUAUACUGAAGGACUGGCAGGCCACAUCUCUCUGAGAGACCCUGAACAUUCAGAUUGCUUCUGGACGAAUUCUAUUGCACAUCACUUUGGUCUCAUGAAGGUUUCCGACCUAAUUUUGCUUAACCACAACGGAGAGGCAAUUGGCGGCAAUACUCGCAAGCCAGCCAACGCAGCAGGCUUCCAAAUUCACAGUCACAGCCAUCACGCUCACCCCCACUUCAACGCUGCCUGUCACGCCCACUCGAUCAACGGUCGUGCAUGGGCAAGCUUUGGAAAGCGGCUGGAUAUGCUUCAUCAAGACGUCUGCAACUUCUAUGGGGAUGCGCAUCAGGUAUAUCAAGAUUUCGGUGGAGUCGUCUUAGAUCCGAAAGAAGGAGAUAGGCUGGCAACCACACUUGGCCCAAGAGGCAAAGGACUCAUCCUGCAAAACCACGCCUUGUUGACUGUUUGGAAGACGGUUGUCGAGGCAGCCUACCUCUUCUCUCUUCUAGAAGCCUGCUGUGAGAUUCAACUCAAGGUUGAAGCCGCAGGCCUCGAGAAGAUUCUGGUCAAAGAGGAGGCAGCAAGGUACACCUACGAGAUUACAAGCAACCCGGAUGGACUUUACACAGACUUCCAGCCGGACUACGAGUUUGAGCUAGCCGCCUGUAAUGGGGCAUUUUUGGAGUGA